Messenger RNA from Endocarpon pusillum Z07020, 342 nucleotides. RefSeq lists its product as uncharacterized. The transcript has 3 exons. The record is from RefSeq and is a predicted model, not a curated record. Bases 1 to 342 code for a protein of 113 amino acids. NCBI's taxonomy places the organism in Eukaryota, Fungi, Ascomycota, Eurotiomycetes, Verrucariales, Verrucariaceae.
AUGCAGAGUUUGCAGCAGGAAGCCCUUGCCAUCUUCCGGCUGGCGCAGUUGGCGUCAACCACCGCGCUACUUGCGGCUAACAUCUCCGCCGUCCUUGCGUUUCGUGCCUGGGCUGUGCCCUUGCUGUGCUUCAUCUUCGUCCUUGGCCUCGUCUCGGGGGUGGGGAGUCUUGUUGUGGUGCGCACUUCGUCAGUGGGAGACGAUGACAGUGCUGCCCGUCGGUGGUAUGCAGCUAGUCUCGGCUUCACCCUCGCGCACCAGCUGUUCUCCCGUCCGGUGCUGAGGCAGAUCAAGGCGAUCGAGCAGACCCACAAUGCGGGGAGGCGAAUCUCGUGGCCUUGA